AUGAACAGAGAGAUCAACAAGUACACUGAUUCAAACUGUGAACAAGUUGUAGCUAUGAAUACACUCAAAGGAGCAUAUAUCAGACAGCUUGAUAAUGUCAACUUUCACAUAAAGAAGUGUGCUGAGCUGGAAUUAAAGCUGGAAUCACAAAGAAUCGAAACUGAAAGAGUCAACAAGAUCUAUCCGAUUGUGGAGGAACUGAAGACAUUUGAAGAAGCAAAGACUUUAGAAGAAAAGAAAUCUGUGACAGAAGACGAAGAUGAAGUGAAGAUUUCUAGUAAGAAACCAAGUGUGAUGUCACAGUUUGCUGUUUGGAUUUCCAGGAUGAAGACAUACAGGGCUAAGAAACUAGCCAAGAAGCAUGUAAAAGGGGACUAUGUUGAACAGUAUACACUGUUGCAGGAAUAUGCUAAUGAAUUGAUCCAAAAAAUCCAGGAAAUGUUGUGGAAGUGUGUUGACGCAACAAUAAUUCCAGAAUUUACACUUGCUAUGGAUGAAUUGAAGGCUUUCAACAAGAAAGCCCACGUGUGGUUGUCAAAGAUUCCACCAUUACAUUGGUCAAGGUCACACUUUUCAGGAAGGGUUAUUUCUGACAUACUUCUUAACAACAUGUGUGAGGUUUACAAUGGAAAGAUUGUGGAAGGAAAGGACAAGCCCAUCAUUUCUGCACUUGAAUACAUAAGGGAGUAUCUUAUGCGGAUGAUUGUGACUGUGUUGAAGUUGAUAGAGAAAAGUGAAGGGUUACUGACACCAAAAGCAACAGAAGUUUUGAUAGGAUCAAGCAGGAUACAACUCACUACCAUGUUCAGUGGAAUGGAGGGGAUUACUACCAGACAUGUUGUGGCUACAUUAUGGGAGAAGGCUGCUACUAGUGGAAGGAUGGGUGAUUUAGAGAGUUGGGUUCAUCCAUUUUACACCAUGGAGAGGUGGAAGCUGGUGUAUUCUUUCAAGGUUAAUCCAAUUAAUGGCCGUACUUUAUGGACAAAUAUUCAACUUGCUACAAUUAUUGUACCUCCAAAGCACCAUACACAAGUAGGAAGACCAAAGAAGUUAAGGAAAAGAUCUGUAGUUGAACUUGAAGAGUUGACCCAAUCUGGUAGGCUAUCCAAAAGGCACAGUAAGGUUGCAUGCACAAAAUGUAAGAAAACAGGGCAUAAUUCUAGGACAUGCAAAGGUCAAGGUCAAGCGGGUAAUGGUGCAAAAGUUGGGAAAGGUUGA
Helianthus annuus (common sunflower) is the source of this 1218-nucleotide messenger RNA. RefSeq lists its product as uncharacterized. The record is from RefSeq and is a predicted model, not a curated record. Lineage: Eukaryota; Viridiplantae; Streptophyta; Magnoliopsida; Asterales; Asteraceae. The transcript is spliced from 6 exons. The coding region runs from base 1 to 1218 and encodes 405 amino acids. Gene Ontology annotation, molecular function: nucleic acid binding; zinc ion binding.